AUGGCCAAAGAUUCCGCGGAGAAAGACUUGCUUCUCAUCGUGGCCGCGUCAGGUAAAUUGGGCUUCGCCACGCUCAAUGCGCUCCUGGAUCGCCAACUGCUACCUGCAUCCCAGAUCGUAUGCACGACAUCUUCCGAACAGGGAGAAAAGAAGCUCGCUGCUGCUGUUCAGCAAGGGGUCCAGGUUCGCCGCGCCACCUUCGAUGACAGCAUAGAGACAUGGACGUCGACUUUGCAUCACUGCACGAAGCUUUUUCUGAUCUCUAGUCCGCGGGGCGAAAAGGAUUAUGGCGAUGCUCCUGACGGCGAAGGGCGAGAGACAGACCACUUUCUGGUUCUAGAAGCAGCCAAACGUGCUGGAGUACAACACGUGUAUUACACCAGCCUCGCAUUUGCCAACCCAAGUCUCAGUCGAGUUAUGAAGGCACACGAGCGCACCGAGGUCUGGCUACAGCGGAACAGUGAGCACAUGGACUUCACCAUACUUCGCGAGGGUCUGUACAGCGAGAGCUGGCCGUUGCACCUCGGAUAUUACGACCUCAAGAACGACGAUCGAUCUGAAUUGCUCGUGGCAGGCGAUGGCCAGAUCAGCUGGACCAGUAUUCCGGACCUCGGCCUGGCGAAUGCUGUCAUCCUGACCGCGCCAAGGAAUGAAUGGCUGGGCAAAACAUGUUACCUCACGCGCAGUGUAACCUGUUCGUUGAGUGAUGUCGCGAACAUGGUCUCCAGCGCGGUAGGUCGAGAGAUCAAGCUCAAAGUGACCUCCCGUGACGAGUACGAGAGGUACUAUGAGCACGAGAGGGGUAUCGAUCAUGGAAUGGUUACCUGGUGGAGUAAGACGUAUGACGCGCUCAAAUUGAAAGAAUGCGAAGUAAGGGAUCCGACAUUGGAACGGCUUCUCCAGAGUUUUGAUGUCAAACCCGAAGACAUUCGCGAGACAGUGCGCAAAAUGCUCACCAAGAAGUAA
Dissoconium aciculare CBS 342.82 is the source of this 966-nucleotide messenger RNA. RefSeq names its product NAD(P)-binding protein. The record is from RefSeq and is a predicted model, not a curated record. The transcript has a single exon. The coding region runs from base 1 to 966 and encodes 321 amino acids. Lineage: Eukaryota; Fungi; Ascomycota; Dothideomycetes; Mycosphaerellales; Dissoconiaceae.